Messenger RNA from Fusarium graminearum PH-1, 1600 nucleotides. RefSeq lists its product as uncharacterized. Bases 39 to 1241 code for a protein of 400 amino acids. The record is from RefSeq and is a predicted model, not a curated record. Gene Ontology annotation, cellular component: membrane. Lineage: Eukaryota; Fungi; Ascomycota; Sordariomycetes; Hypocreales; Nectriaceae. The transcript is spliced from 2 exons.
AUUGACCUGAUCUCAUCAAUCCCGCGACAGAUUCAACAAUGGCCAUGUCCCUCGCGCGGGUGGCCCUCAGGGCACCACAAUCCCAAUCGAGGUUUGCUGCCGCCGCCGCCACCAUCACGGCUCGAACCAUUGUCGCCUACGGACGACACUUCAGCACCACGAACCAAGCUCUCAUCCCCUCCGGCUUCGGAUCUCCGAUUGUGCCCUCUUACUUUUCCAAGCCUCGACUCCCGGCCAACACGGUGAUUCGGUUCGUGCCUCAGCAGACGGCUUGGAUUGUUGAGCGUAUGGGAAAGUUCAACCGCAUUCUCGAACCUGGUCUGGCUGUCCUCGUGCCCUUUAUCGAUCGAAUCGCAUACGUCAAGAGUCUCAAGGAAGUCGCCAUUGAGAUCCCUAGCCAGAGUGCUAUCACUGCGGACAACGUUACUUUGGAACUUGACGGUGUUUUGUUCACGCGUGUCUUUGAUGCGUACAAGGCAAGCUAUGGAGUCGAGGAUGCCGAAUAUGCCAUUUCUCAGCUCGCCCAGACGACUAUGCGAUCCGAGAUUGGUCAACUGACCCUUGACCAUGUCCUGAAGGAACGUGCUGCGCUUAACACCAACAUUACCGCUGCCAUCAACGAUGCCGCAGAGGCUUGGGGUGUCACCUGCUUGCGUUACGAGAUUCGAGAUAUCCACGCUCCUGGUGCCGUCGUCGAGGCCAUGCACCGACAAGUCACUGCCGAGCGUUCCAAGCGUGCUGAGAUUCUCGAGUCCGAAGGUCAACGACAAAGUGCCAUCAACAUUGCCGAGGGUAAGAAGCAGAGUGUUAUUCUGGCUUCCGAGGCGUUGCGCGCUGAGCGUAUCAACGAGGCCGAUGGUGAGGCUGAGGCCAUUCGUCUCAAGGCGUCUGCCACUGCUCAAGGUAUCGAUGCUGUCUCAGAAAGUAUCAUCAGGGGAGAUGCUGGUGCCCAGGCUGCUGUCAGCUUGAGGGUUGCUGAGAAGUAUGUUGACGCCUUUGGCAAGCUGGCUCGCGAGAGCACUGCUGUUGUCGUCCCCGGCAACGUUGGAGAUAUCAGCGGCAUGAUUGCUACUGGUCUGAGUGUCUUUGGCAAGGUUGGCCAGGCUCAGGCACAGACUAUGGCUAAAUCUCUUGUUGAACCCAAGGGGGACUCGCAGACUGCAGAGCUCGAGGGUCAGGCAAAGCCCGAUGUUAAGGAGACAGUUCUCGAGAGCUUCAACCAGGCGACUUCCAAGCGAUAAGCAGAGAGAAAGACCAUGAUCUAUCAAACUGCAUGACAUACCACGGAGGAACGAGGCGGAACCAUCCACAAAUCAACUCAUCACUCAACCACCCAAACACAAAUAUUCCACACUACCAUGACUAUCGGCGUUUAGCGGAUGUAUUAUAGGGAUCCUGCGGAGGCAUUACUGCCCAGGUUCUUGGGGAGGCGAAGACGAACGUCAUCAUGUAUCAACAAGUUUUCUUAUUUUGAAUGUAAGCGCAUGGCAAAAGGAGGGAAAAUCACGGCCUACCUACCAACUGGUGAUCCUAAUUCUCUCAGCACAUACUCGGCUGUUGAGCUAUGGAGACAUACAAAGAAUUGAAUUAGUUCGACGUU